This is a messenger RNA of Striga hermonthica, 1272 nucleotides long. NCBI's taxonomy places the organism in Eukaryota, Viridiplantae, Streptophyta, Magnoliopsida, Lamiales, Orobanchaceae. The record is from the annotation of a GenBank genome assembly.
AUGGAGGAAAAGGACGGGUUGAACGGCUCUGGGUUCAGGUUAAAAGGCGAUGAAGCCCCUCAGAGUUACAGAGUCGAGCCGAGUGAUGAAAAUCCCGGCAUCCAGUCUGGCGGAUCGACUGCGCCGCCGCCUCCGGUGGCGCCAUCUCCAAACGCGGCGGAUCCGUCGACGGAGUUGAAGAAGAAAAGGGGGAGGCCAAAAAAGCGCUCAGGAGAUGGUUCUGCUGCAGCACUAUCACCCAUGCCGAUAUCCGCUUCGAUUCCCUUCACCGGCGAUUACUCCUCGGCUUGGAAGAACAGUGCAAGCCGGCCGGUGGACACUUUCAAGAAAAAGCACAAGUUGGAGUUUGAAAAUCAAGGGCAACCAGUGGCGUGCUCUUUCAGUGGAAGUUUUAUACCUCAUAUGCUAACGGUUAACAGUGGCGAGGAUAUCAUGAUGAAGAUAAUAUCAUUUUCUCAACAAGGAUCGAGAGCCAUUUGUAUUCUGGCUGCAAAUGGCACUAUCUCAAAUGUCACAAUUCGUCAAGCAAAUUCUUCUGGUGGGACUUUAACUUAUGAGGGUCGUUUCGAAAUCCUUUCUCUAACAGGAUCAUUUAUGCCGAGUGACAAUGGGAUGACAAAAAGCAGAUCGGGCGGGCUUAGUGUCUCUCUGGCGGGCCCCGAUGGCCGUGUAUUGGGUGGAGGAUUAGCCGGAAUGUUAGUCGCGGCAGGUCCUGUUCAGUCUGAAGAUGAUAGAAAUCGGGUAUUAAAUGGAGGUCCUUGGCUCUUCAAUAAGAAGGUUAUAUCUCUGAUUAAUCCUCAAGGGGCUGGAGCUUUAAGUGCCAUGGACUUUCAUACCAUACCCUUCUGGGUGCACUUUCUUAAUCUGCCGUUGGCUUGUCAUAUGGAACAGUGUGUUCGGUUGGUGGGGCAACAUUUGGGAGAGAUUAUCGAUGUGGAUACUGAAGGCAUUACACCUCGAGCUAAAGUUAAAAUUGAUAUCUCUAAACCGCUUAGAAGGCGUCUUCGAGUUUACUUGGAGGCGCAUUGGAUGAAGAAUAUACUAUUCCUAUCCAAUAUGAGAAGCUACCGGAUUUUUGCUUCAACUGCAACUUACUCGGGCAUAGGAUGUGCGAGUGUCCAAAAAAGAUGGAUGGUCAACCCCUUGAAGCUAACCGCAAGUAUGGGGACUGGCUGCAUGCUUUACUUCUUAUCCUCAGACAAAAGCAGGGGCGGUCAAAUUUUUUUUCGUCUAAUACAGCUAGUCCUCAACACUCAAGCGACCCCAGUGUAA